AUGAUAUAUAGAUCAUCACUUGCACUGUAUUUAAGCACAUCUUUAUUUUUAUAUUCACAGCUUGGGGACCCUGACGUGGGGCUCACUGCACAGGAACAGGUUCUUCUGUUGUUCGACAUCAAACUUCAGUGUCUCCAGAACAUCUCCGAGCACAGUUCUGAAGAUAGCGUGUGCACCCCUGGAUGGGACGGGCUCAUCUGUUGGCCUCAAGGUUCCAUAGGAAGCCUCACCAAAGUGCCGUGCCCUAACUACAUCUACGAUUUCAAUCACAAUGGUUACGCUUACCGUAAGUGUGACGCGAAUGGCUCGUGGUUCUCAGUUGAGAACAGAACCUGGGUGAACUACUCGGAAUGCUUGCGGUUCCUGACACCAGGCAAAGAGCGGGGCAAGAGGGACUUUUUUGAGAGGCUGCACAUCAUGUACACUGUUGGCUACGCCGUGUCCUUCAGCUCCUUACUGGUGGCAAUUUUUAUAAUCGGCUACUUCAGGCGCCUUCACUGCACCAGGAACUACAUCCACAUGCACCUGUUCGUGUCCUUCAUGCUGCGUGCCGUCAGCAUCUUUGUGAAGGACCUGGUGGUGGAUGCCAGCGGCGGCAUACAACAGUACGACGAUGUGCUCAUGGAUGACCUCAGCGCCAUCUCUAUCAGCCCUCUAGACAAGACCCAAUUUGUUGGCUGUAAGAUCACAGUUCUACUGUUUAUUUACUUCCUGGCCACCAACUACUACUGGAUCCUGGUUGAGGGACUUUACCUACACAGCCUCAUCUUCAUGGCAUUCUUCUCCAAUUCGAAAUACCUGUGGGGCUUUACACUUAUAGGAUGGGGUGUUCCGGCGCUCUUUGUGUCGGCUUGGGCUGCCGUCAGGGCGAUGCUGGCAGACGCACGAUGCUGGGAACUAAGUGCAGGCAACAUCAAGUGGAUUUACCAAGUUCCUAUACUGACUGCGAUCGGACUCAACUUUGUUCUGUUCGUGAAUAUUGUUCGAGUUCUGGCCACCAAGAUCCGAGAGACGAACGCAGGCAGAUACGACACGCGCAAACAGUACAGCAAGCUGGCGAAGUCCACGCUGGUGUUGGUGCUGGUGUUCGGGGUGCACUACAUUGUGUUUGUCGGGAUGCCGCAUACAUUCACUGGUAUGGGAUGGGAGCUGCGCAUGUACUGCGAGCUGUUCUUCAACUCUUUUCAGGGCUUUUUUGUGUCCAUCAUUUACUGCUUCUGCAAUGGUGAGGUCCAGACAGAGAUGCGAAAGACAUGGCAGCGCUGGACGCUGGCGGUUGAUUGGAAAAGCCCUGUCGUCCUGGCCAAUUACCGCUACCAGUCAGUGUUGACCAGCGUGAACAACAACGCCAGCGUUCAACCCCAGCCUCAGGCCCCGCUGUCCAGCCGAGCGUUCCGCUCCACCAGCCGACCCCGCAGCACCUCUACCUCACGCGGUAUCCCCACGCACUCUCACGUCGCCCUGCCCGGCUACGUCUUCAGCUACUCGGAGAUCGAGAGCCUGCCUCCGUCCAUCCCGGAGGAGAACGAGGACGAUGCGAAGCGUGUUGAUGACAUCACGCUGAGCGAAGGCACAAAGGCUUUACGAAGAGACGGUAGCGAAGAAACGACGUUCGGGCGGGACCAGACGUUCGCCGAUGUCAGUUUGAGCGAGGACGCAGACGUCACGCUGAGAGAUUCGGUACGGUAUAGCAGUUUGGAUCAGGGGGAGGAACAGGACAUUUAAAAAAAGAAGAAAGGACGUAAGUUCACCGUAAACAUGGGACUAGCGGGGAGUGAUGGGAAGCUGUUAAUAGCUCAUUUCAUUUGAAGUUUUUAUCUUGGUUAAUUUGACAUUUCCAAACGUCUUAAUGAGCGCUUAAUCGUUAACGGAACAUUAAAGUCUCAAGUUCUGACACGGGGGACAAAUUCAUUCCAUCAGUGAUAUUACUUCUAAGACUGUCAGGGCCAGAAAAUGCUAGACUGAUUUCAGGUGAUUAAUAUUCACAAUUUAAUUGGAAUUUUAAUUGGAAAUAAUGUGUGAGUCAUUGGUUCUUGUCCUGUGAGCACGUUUGUGGGGGGAUUUUUUUUUUUUAAAGAACAACAUGCCUGCUUCUUUGAUGCAUUUUUGUCAAAAAAAAUUGAACAAAUAUUUGUUGUUUUCCAUCCUGGAGGCAUGGCCUUAAAGGCAAGUAAAUAUUUUGUGCACAGAUAUUGCUGCUACCAUCCUGUUUGAUUGUGGAAAUGAAAAGGUUUUUUUUUUCAGUACAGUAUAAUAAAUAACAGAGGACAUUUAUAUUUUAAAAUGUCAUGGCAGAGUCUAGAGGUCGAUUCGAUCUCGGUUCAAUCAGAACUUAUUUAUUUUUGGAGAAGUUUUUUUUUUCCAUUGGCUUUAUACACUGCUCAAAAAAAUAAAGGGAACAGUUAAAUCACACGUCGGAUCUCGAUAAACAAAAGACUUUACUCAUAUAUAUUGUGUCAUUUGUUGAGAUGCUUAAUGGAAACCUCAUUGAGGCUGGAAUUGAAAACAAAACACACCAACAAUCAAAGUAAUCGAUUGAAAUCACUAUGAUUGGCUGAUCCAGUUUGCAUGAAUUUUAUCACAACCACUCAGCAGUGUGUAUGACCUUAUUUGGGAAGGGGGGUCAGGGUGUGGUCUCCUCCCAGACCUGGACGAUCUGUGGUGCUACUUGGCGGCCUCGGAUGCACUUAUUCCAAACCCUCCCGAGGUUCUCAACUGGAUUCAGGUCUGGGGAACGUAAGGGCCAGUCAAUGAACCCUGAAUCGACCGUGGGUCAUCUUCAUGGACCUCACUUUGUGUACAUAAGCACAGUCGUGUCUUUUCCUGGAACUGAAAAGGGCAUCCUUAAACUGUUCAAACAGAUUUAUAAUAUUUUAUAAUUGGUUUUAUAUAUCGGUUAGGUUGAGUGUGUCUUAAGCACCUGAUCUGUGUAAUUACGAGAGGCGUCCGCGUACUUUUACAGCCUUGGCAUGCAGUAGCUUGGGAAACGGCACAAAUUCCUCGAUUUAUUUACAUUUUAAAUGAUUUAUUUUGAUUUCUAUGCAUGUACCAACAUUUUCAAGAUCUGGAGUACUACCUUGGGGUGCCUCGAGUGGUGCUUAAAGCACUGGCGUCUUCUGAAAACUUUCGGAUUGAUGGGAAUGAUGACACAUAGCAUGGAAUUAAAUUAUGUAAAUUAUUUCCAUUCA
Molecule: messenger RNA, 3188 nt
Organism: Trichomycterus rosablanca
Lineage: Eukaryota; Metazoa; Chordata; Actinopteri; Siluriformes; Trichomycteridae
Gene: pth2rb
Product: parathyroid hormone 2 receptor b
Exons: 12
Coding region: 1-1725 (574 amino acids)
Biological process (GO): cell surface receptor signaling pathway; adenylate cyclase-modulating G protein-coupled receptor signaling pathway
Cellular component (GO): plasma membrane
Molecular function (GO): peptide hormone binding; parathyroid hormone receptor activity; G protein-coupled peptide receptor activity
Source: RefSeq, a predicted model, not a curated record